This is a messenger RNA of Rhinocladiella mackenziei CBS 650.93, 2139 nucleotides long. RefSeq lists its product as uncharacterized. Gene Ontology annotation, biological process: fungal-type cell wall biogenesis; transmembrane transport. The transcript is spliced from 2 exons. The record is from RefSeq and is a predicted model, not a curated record. NCBI's taxonomy places the organism in Eukaryota, Fungi, Ascomycota, Eurotiomycetes, Chaetothyriales, Herpotrichiellaceae. The coding region runs from base 1 to 2139 and encodes 712 amino acids.
AUGUGGAGGGCAUCGGUGAUAUCCCUCACUUCUCUGGCUCUCCUUCCAUCUGUGCUUGGAACAGACAUCUUGAAGACGAACGGAUUCUCCGACUGUAACAAUGGGACAUCUACUAUCAAAGUCAACAAUGUCGACAUUUCUUUCAAUCGAGACACCAACGAAAUCACAUUCGAUGUCUCAGGCACCAGCACUCAAAUACAAGAGGUUACGGCCGAAUUGAUUGUGACGGCGUAUGGUGUCCAAGUCUAUCAAGACACGUUUGAUCCUUGUGAUGAUUCCACCAAAGUCGAACAACUCUGUCCAGUACCUGAAGGAACAUUUGCUGCCAACGGGACUCAAGAGAUCCCUUCCGAAUACACAUCCCUCAUUCCUUCUAUCGCAUACUCGUUGCCCGAUCUCGAGGGGAGUGCGCAGUUGAUUCUCAAGGCAAAGGACGGACAAGAGGUGGCUUGUGUCCAAUCCGGCGUUUCUAAUGGCAAGACCGUGGAGGUACCUGCCGUCUCAUAUGUUGCUGCUGCUGUUGCCGCUGCAGCUUUGGCGGUAUCCCUGGUCGGAGCUGCGGCCAGCGGUGGACAUCCUGGAUCAAGCACUUCCAGCCCUGGCUUCUCUGAGGUCAUGUGGUGGUUCCAAGGAAUGGCCAUGAACGGUAUGCAUUCAGUGCCAUAUCCCACAAUCUACCGCAGCUUCGCGAAGAACUUUGCUUUCAGCACCGGUCUGGUGUCCUGGGCUGGACUACAAAAGUCGAUCGACAGUUUCAGAUCCCAUACCGGUGGAAACUUGACCGAUGCCAACUACGAGUAUCUCAAGAACGCAACGCUAGUCUUUCCCGAUGGCUCAACGUCUCAAACCACAACCGGAAUCGCCAAACGUGCGCUCCUAUUUCUUCGUGACGUUGAUACGUCAGUCAAUGGCACCAGCUCCAGCAGUGAAGAUAAUUCCUCCGAAUCGCGUCUGGUGCAAGGCAUCCAAGGCUAUGUUGAGCAACUUACCAUUCCCGAGGCGAACACCUUCAUGACCGUGCUCUUGAUCUUCGCCAUUGUGGUCGCCGCGAUUGUGGUCGGCAUUCUUCUUUUCAAGGUCAUUCUGGAGGCCUGGGCACUUUUCGGCAAGUUUCCCAAGUCAUUGACUACCUUCCGCAAGGAAUACUGGCGUAUCAUGGCCCAGACGAUCACGUCUCUCAUCUUUCUGCUUUAUGGCGUCUGGACGCUGUAUUGCAUUUUCCAAUUCACUCAUGGUGAUUCAUGGGCGGCGAAGCUUCUGGCUGCUCUCACUUUGGCCACAUUUACAGCCCUUCUUGGGUUCUACACCUGGAAGAUUUGGAGUGUGGUCCACAAGCUCAAGAAAUUGGAAGGUGAUGCGAACGCAUUGUUCGAGAACAAGGAGACUUGGAAAAAAUACAAGCUCUUCUACGAAAACUACAAACGUGGAUACUGGUGGCUUUUCAUUCCCUCCAUUGUUUACAUGUUUGCCAAAGGAUGUGUUUUGGCUGCCGGUGACGGUCAUGGUUUGUUCCAAACCAUCGGCCAGAUGGUUAUCGAGGCCUUGAUGCUUAUACUUCUUCUCUGGAGCCGACCAUACAACCGCAAAUCCGGAAACUGGAUCAAUAUCAUUAUUCAAAUCGUUCGCGUCUUGUCGGUGAUUUGCAUUUUGGUCUUUGUCCAGGAACUUGGAAUCGCCCAGACCACAAAGACCAUUACCGGGGUCGUUUUGAUUGCCGUCCAGUCCGGCCUUACUGCUAUCCUCGCCCUCCUGAUCGUCAUCAACAGCAUCAUCACCUGCUGCAAAGAAAAUCCUCAUCGGAAACGACGCAAGGCGGCCGAAAAGAACAUGUCCCGAGAUCUCGAAGGCAAUGUAUUCCUGAUGCAGCCAAAUCCAUAUGCCGCCUCACCCCCUCAACACACUCGUCGAAUGUCCAACUCGACACAAGGUUAUGAGCCAAUGCGAGCCCACGCCUUGUCUCGGCUCGGAUCCCGAUAUAACGACAGUCAGGAAGGGCUCGUCAAGGGCGCAGCAUCUAUGGGCUCAUCGGGAUACCGCAGCUUGAGUCAGGGAAGAAAUGGUCUCGAUGGAAGUCCGCCUCCCUUGUCCCGCGAGCCUAAACUGCCCGAUCUGGGCUUUGAACAGUAUCGGCAUAAGUAG